GUGACAAAUCUGCCUAAAAAUUCUAAACGUAAACAUGCCAAUAAUACGACUGAUGUUAGUAUUUUUGGUGUUUAAAAGUGUGCUCACAGGUGUAAAUGGAAAUAAUAGCAACUCUGAAAAUGAUUCCAAAGUUCUUCAAAUGCUGACAUCCCUAAGAAAUGAGUUUCAAGACAUGAAAGAUAAGUUAGAAAGACUGCGUUCAGAGACAGCAACGGACACCUACAUUAGAUGGGGAAGAUCUUCUUGUCCAAGCGGAGCAACAACCGUUUAUGACGGAUUUGCUGCAGGGUCAUACCAUAGCCAUAGUGGAGCAGCUGCUAAUUAUAUCUGUUUGUCAAAAAAGCCAAAAUUCAAUUCUCACUAUUCAAAUCCUCCUUACGUCAAUUAUAUAUACGGAGCUGAGUACCAAACUUCCGGAAGUAUUUGGAACAAUCUCCAUAACCACGACGUUCCAUGUGCCGUAUGUCGCAUUCCACGUAGCAGUGUCAUCAUGGUUCCUGGCACAGACGACUGUCCUGAAAAUUUUAGAGUAGAGUAUAGAGGUUAUCUUAUGUCUGGAUAUUAUAGGCACGCUGCAGCAACAGAAUUUGUCUGUGUGGAUGGUCAUUCUGUAACAGCCCCAUAUUCGAGCAAAACUAAUAAAGAUGGGAAGUUAUUUUAUUUUGUUCGAGCUAAGUGCGGCUCAUUAAAAUGUCUGCCAUAUGAAGAGGGGAAGCAGAUCACAUGUGCCGUGUGUUCUUAUUCUCCUUAGAAUCAAGUACGAUAUAGCAAACUUUCGAAAAUGGUAAUGUGUCCUCUUUGUGAGUUAUUUCUGUAUUACAUUUAUAUUUUUACAUUAGGUUUGAUAAACCGCAAGUGACGUCGUAACGUCGUUUAUCCAGAAAACGUAAAAUGAAAUCUAGACUCUGUAUACAGAAAUAAAAUCGUUUUAAUGAAUAAAUUACAACCAGUGAGUAAAUUUAUUUAAACGGCAGCGUUGUUCUUUUUGUAAAGAUAAAAUGUGAUACCAAAAGGUCUGACAUGUUAGAAAUCCAAUUCUAAUACGCUUAUUUCUACGCUAAAAUGACUUCAUUUUUUGUUGCGACCAAGAAAGAGCGCUGCUAUAUUUUAUAUACUGGUUUAAAGGGAAUACCUAUAGUUUUAAUUCGCAUCUAUCUGCGCAGCCGACAAUAUGUAUGGAAAAUUGAAAUGAAGUCAAUAUUUGUUGAAACAUGUGACAGACAAUCUUAAAUAUGGGGAAUCUUGAAUAAAAUAACAUUUUUAAAAAAGUUUUAUCGGUAAUUAAAUGUUGAUAUUGGUUUAUAUUGUAUUGACAUGUAUCAUGCCUGACUUGUAUCAUGUAACUUGCCAUUUGUGGCUGUGUUUUUAGUACAUAGACAAUAUUGUUCAUAUAAUGUUAGACAAUUAACUCUGUAUUGAUAAGACAAUAUCUUCUUUCAGAUUGUUUAGUAUCCAAUUAUAUAAAGAAUUAAGAGUUUUUUAAAAACUUUUUUUAACUUCUAGCAGAUAUACAUGUAAUCAAUUUGGUCAUGUUCGUGCCAUUUUUCGUCUGAACAGGUGUUGUAUUCAAACGGUAUUAACAUACAUUUUUGACCAUUUUUAUGUUCACAAUCCAAUUAUCUAUACACAAGAAAAAACAGGAAAAAUAUCUUUAAAAAUUUAAAAAGAUAUUCUUCACUAUGGGUAUCUUUUAUUGAAAGAAGUUCAAAAAAGUGAAUAUGAAACAAGAUUUUUUUUUUCAUUUAUACCCAUUAUUGUAAUGGCAUGAUAUGACUAUGAUAUCAAAUAAGUAUAUAAUAAAAUCUGUUAAAAGAAAUAACCUAAUUGUGCUGUCUUGAUGCAUAAUUUUUAUUUUGAAUGUUGUUUAUAAAAAAAGCAGAAAAUUAUGAAAAUGUUGAAAAAUCGCUGCCAGUUUCAGCAACAGUGGAUGUAUUCAAAACAUUUUUUUAACAAAAACAAGUCUGGCGACCCAUUUUUUUAUUUGAUCAUUGUUUUCAGCAUAAAUUUUCCUAUCAUAUAUGUGAAUUUAAAAAAAAAAUCUAUGAAAGGAAAAAACUAUAAGAAUUCUCUUUAGAUUAAGGGCAUAUUAGAAUCUAAAUAAUGUAUAGCAAAAUCUUGUUUUAACAAAUUAAUACACUCAAAAUCAGUUAUACGUCGCCAGAAUAAUUCUCUCGGGAUAGGCCCUCGUGAAUUUCUACAGCGGACUUAUAACCUCUUUCCGUGUAUUAAUAACAAUUAAAAUUAGCGUGUAAUGUGCGGAUCUCUUUAAUCAUGGACAAAUGACUAAAAACAAACGCAUGGACCUACACAGUUUAUUUCAACAUAUUACAGACUAUAUGUUUAUGUACAACGCAAAAAAUCGAACACGCUUGCCAACAUUUGUAAGCAUAUUCUUAAGUUUAAAAAAAAUCAGUGUGUAUGGGUGAGUGCGUGUGCGUGCCUGCCUGCCUGCGUGUUUGCGUGAUUCAAUACUUUUUCAACAAUUUUUCAGUCAUAUAAACUACAGUGUCUGAUUGCAGCAGUGAGCAUAAUGCCCAAGUUUAUAGUGCUGCCUCACUGGAAUAUCCCUUAUUUAACAGCAAAUUUAUGUGUUAUCAUGACGUCAGAAUCCGCACGUGUAGCUUUCUUUCCCUAGGAAAAGAUAAAGUUAUCAUUGCAGAACUGAAAAACUUGUCGUUCUUGCUAUAUAGGCAAGAAUCAUUCUUACUAGACUUUGCAAAAAUACUUUUUAGUUUGAAAAUUGUCAUAAUUACAAAAUAUAAGGAUUUUAAGCUAUUCGUUCUCGUCAAAAUGAUGUGCUAUUUUCAAACAAGCAAAGAGGUUUCCAGUGAUACAACGUUUUACCUCGAGAAAGAAAGAAGGCUACAUUGCAGAUUUUGCAUGAUCAAUAUAUAAUUUUCACUUAAUAUUAUAUCUAAAUCACAUUUCUAUAUUAUGAAGGCAGAUAUUGACAAUAUGCGUGGUAAAAUACAAUCAAGUCUGUCAAUACGAACUGUCUUUCUAAUGAAGUUUGUGCACUAGGUUUGGAAAGUGCGUCUAUUAUUGAAUCUUACGUAAAUAUUU
Mercenaria mercenaria is the source of this 3063-nucleotide messenger RNA. RefSeq names its product short-chain collagen C4-like. The transcript has 2 exons. The record is from RefSeq and is a predicted model, not a curated record. NCBI's taxonomy places the organism in Eukaryota, Metazoa, Mollusca, Bivalvia, Venerida, Veneridae. Bases 35 to 751 code for a protein of 238 amino acids.